This is a messenger RNA of Microthlaspi erraticum, 393 nucleotides long. NCBI's taxonomy places the organism in Eukaryota, Viridiplantae, Streptophyta, Magnoliopsida, Brassicales, Brassicaceae. The record is from the annotation of a GenBank genome assembly.
AUGACAGAUGCUAGUGACUAUGCUGUCGGAGCGGUUCUGGGCCAGAGAAAGGAGAAGAAGCUGCACGUGAUCUACUACGCCAGUCGCACACUUGAUGAAGCUCAGUGCAAGUACGCUACGACUGAGAAGGAACUAUUGGCGGUGGUGUUUGCAUUUGAGAAGUUUCGGUCCUAUCUUGUUGGAUCGAAGGUGAUUGUCCACACUGAUCACGCUGCAUUGAAGUACUUGCUGACGAAGAAGGAUGCGAAGCCGAGACUCUUGAGAUGGAUUCUUUUGCUUCAGGAGUUCGAUCUGGAGAUCAAGGAUAAGAAAGGGAUUGACAAUGGUGUAGCUGAUCACCUGUCAAGGAUGAAGAUCGAUGAUGACGUCCCUCUAGACGACAGCCUUACCUGA